CGCGGCUCCCCGCCAUGGAGCAACGGGCGUACUACCUCUGCCUCUUCUUGGCUCUCCUCCUCCCUCUCCUGCUCCUCAAGCUCAACAGCAAGCAUCACGGCGUGCGUCUGCCACCUGGCCCAUGGCGGCUGCCGGUCAUCGGCAGCCUGCACCACCUCGCCGGUAACCCGCUCGUGCACCGUGUCAUGGCCGACCUUGCGCGUCGGCUGGACGCGCCGCUCAUGUACCUCAAGCUCGGCGAGGUGCCGGUCGUGGUGGCCACGUCCCCGGAGGCCGCCCGCGAGAUCAUGCGGACGCACGACGUCGUCUUCGCGACGCGGCCGUGGAGCCCCACCAUGAAGAUCAUGAACUCCGAAGGGGAAGGGCUGGUAUUCGCACGCUACGGCACCCCGUGGCGGCAGCUCCGCAAGAUCUGCAUCCUGGAGCUUCUCAGUGCGCGCCGUGUGCAGUCGUUCCGCCACAUCAGGGAGGACGAGGCCGGCCGCCUCGUGGCCGCCGUCGCGGCGGUGCCGCCCGGGGAGCCCGUGAACGUGAGCGAGCGGAUCGCCGUGCUCAUCACCGACUCGGCGGUGCGCGCCAUGAUCGGGGACAGGUUCAAGAGGCGGGAGGAGUUCUUGCAGACGCUCGAGGAAGGGGUCAAGCUCGCCACCGGGUUCAACCUUGGCGACUUGUUCCCGUCGUCGUGGCUCGCCAACUUCAUCAGCGGCACGGCACGGCUGGCGGAGGAGAACCACCGCAAGAGCUACGAGCUCAUGGAGUACGCAAUCAAGCAACACGAGGAGCAGAGGGCUGCCGCCUCGGCGAACGGCGACGUGGAGGAAGGAGAGGACCUGGUGGGCGCGCUCUUGAGGAUCCGCAAGGAAGGUGGCCUCGACGUGCCUCUUACCAUGGGAAUGGUCAAAGGAGUCAUACUUGAUUUAUUUGGCGCUGGGAGCGAGACAUCAGCUACCACGCUUCAAUGGGCCAUGUCAGAGCUCAUGAGGAACCCAAAUGUGAUGUGGAAAGCACAAGCUGAAGUACGCGACAACCUCCAAGAAAAGCCUAAAGUGACCGAGGAUGACUUGAUCAAUCUCAAGUACCUCAAACUCGUCAUCAAGGAGACAAUGAGGUUGCAUCCGGCCGCACCAUUGCUUCUCCCUAGGGAGGCCAGGGAGCCUUGCAAAAUCCUCGGGUACGAUGUACCCAAAGGUACCACGGUAUUGGUGAAUGCGUGGGCGAUCGGCAGAGACCCAAAACAUUGGGAAGACCCUGAGGAGUUCAAACCAGAGAGGUUCGAGUCUCACACGGUGGACUUCAAAGGCACAGACUUUGAAUACAUACCGUUUGGGGCAGGUCGGAGGAUGUGCCCUGGAAUGACGUUUGCUCAAGCCAGCAUGGAGAUCGUGCUUGCUGCACUGCUCUACCACUUUGAUUGGGAGCUCCCGAGUGGGGUGAAGCCUGAUGGGUUGGACAUGACAGAGAAGAUGGGCGUCACUGUCCGGAGGAAGAAUGAUCUCAAUUUACAUCACAUUGUCCGUGUGCCUCCGAUUUGAUUUGCACUCGCAUUAAUAUGUGAAGAUGAAUUCUCGUCUACUAUGCCUUCUAUAUAUGUGCCUUUCUCGAACGUGGAGGCGUGUGAAUAAGUAUUGUUAAUUACUAUAUCACUACUAAUUAAGAGUGAA
Triticum aestivum (bread wheat) is the source of this 1661-nucleotide messenger RNA. Its product is annotated as desmethyl-deoxy-podophyllotoxin synthase-like. The transcript has 2 exons. Gene Ontology annotation, molecular function: monooxygenase activity; iron ion binding; heme binding. The coding region runs from base 15 to 1532 and encodes 505 amino acids. The record is from RefSeq and is a predicted model, not a curated record. NCBI's taxonomy places the organism in Eukaryota, Viridiplantae, Streptophyta, Magnoliopsida, Poales, Poaceae.